AUCUAUAAAACGAUAAUCAUCAUUAAAAUACUUGUAAGCAUCCAAGCACUUGGUCCCUGACUUCUCUGCAUCUUUGUCAGACUGAGUCUAUUUAUCUUUUCCAAGCCAAGUUGCCAUGGCCAACUCCACAUUGAAUGCCACCUAUUAUCUCAACCGAUCCAUAUCAUCUUCCCUUUCUUAAUUUCCUGUCAUCUAUACCCAAAGGUUAGGAAAAUUGCUUGGCGAAAUUGUAUGUUCGGAGCAGAUUGAUCGGUACCACUUUCUGAUGGCAUCAAGCACCCAAAGAGCCUCUACGUCCAUUCCUUUCGCUUCUUUGUGGAAAUAUGAUGCGUUUUUGAGCUUCAGGGGGAAAGAAACCCGCAAGACUUUUACAGACCAUCUACAUAAAGCAUUGGCGGGGAAAAGAAUCAAAGUUUUCAAGGAUGACAAACUUGAGAGAGGCACAACUAUCUCUUCAGAGCUCUUGACUGCAAUCGCAGAAUCAAGGUUUGCCAUUAUUGUCAUCUCACAAGAUUACGCCAGUUCAAAAUGGUGCUUAGAUGAACUUGUAAAGAUUUUUGAAUGCAUGAAGGACUGGAAGACAAUUAUCCCCAUUUUUUAUGAUGUGGAUCCAUCCGAUGUAAGAAACCAAAGAGGAACUUUUAAAGAUGCCUUCAAUAAGCAUGAAAAAGACGGUAUACAUGACACAGAAAAGUUGCGAGGGUGGAAGAAGGCUUUGACAACAGUUGGUGGCCUAUCUGGGUGGAUUUGGGGACAAUAUCGGUAUGAAACCAAGUUUAUCGAAGAAAUUGUAGAGUCAUUGUAUAACAAACUGAUGUGCGCUGGCUGCAACAGGAGGGUUGAAGAUGGCCUCAACUGCUUGGAUGCUCUUUGGCAUCGACCAUGUCUUCUCUGCAAAGGUUGCAAUCGUCCAUUUACUGAUCUACAGUUUUGGGAAUGUGGGGAUCAGCCUUACCAUGAAAGCUGCUAUGAGCUACAAUGUCAUGUAUGCAAUGUUUGCAAGAAAUCUAUCCAAGAUAAUUCAGAUGGUCAAGUUGAGUAUAUGGAACAUCCAUUCUGGCGACAAAGAUAUUGCCCCUCCCAUGUAAAGGAUGGGACUCCUGGGUGUUGUAGCUGUGAAAGAUUGAAGCCAAGGGACAUAACAUAUUAUAAGCUCGAUGAUGGUCGAAAACUAUGUCCGGAAUGUAAAGAAUCUAUUAUCAAUACUGAUAAUGGACGCCGAUCCAUUUGCCUUGAAGUACGAAAAUUUUAUAAGAAAUUAAAUUUGAAAGUAGAGAAGAUUCCAGUGCAGUUGGUCAGCAGACAAGACAUAAUCGAUGUCUUGAAGGAGGGAAAUGAUGGUUCUGAUUGCCAAUUGCCGGUAUUAAGAGCAGUCUGCUUGUGUGAAGAGCGUACUGUUACCAGCGCUAUUUGGGGGAGGCCGACCCAGCUUUUCUGUGAAGUUAAAGAAAUUUUAAUCUGGUACGGCCUUCCUAGAAUACUGACAGGGUCACUUCUAGCUCAACAGAUGAUGAGUGCAUGGCUAAGGCUUAAUCGUUGUCCAAAUUUGAGCCCUGAGGUUGAAAAAGGCAUCUGUCGAUAUUUUGCAAAUAGGUGGUUGGACUACUCUUCUAAUUCUGAUUCAUCUAUAAAUUGCUCUGAGUUUGAGAAGAAGCUUUGUAAAUUUCGGAAACGCAAAAUUGAGUCAGACUGUGAAGCAUUACUGACAGCAAAGGAAGCGGUGCGCAAGCAUGGUCUAGGAACGACACUAGAAACAAUUCGGAAGACAGGAAAGUUUCCAUCUGUAACGCACUGAAAUAAAUAGACAAAAUAGUUCUUACUGUGUAAAUCCACACUUUUUCCUUUUUGUGCUCUUGUAUUUAUACUUUCUGAGUAGGAACUUGGAACUUGUUCAUGUAA
Rosa rugosa (rugosa rose) is the source of this 1899-nucleotide messenger RNA. Its product is annotated as protein DA1-related 1-like. The transcript is spliced from 2 exons. Gene Ontology annotation, biological process: signal transduction. NCBI's taxonomy places the organism in Eukaryota, Viridiplantae, Streptophyta, Magnoliopsida, Rosales, Rosaceae. The record is from RefSeq and is a predicted model, not a curated record. The coding region runs from base 266 to 1795 and encodes 509 amino acids. Gene Ontology annotation, molecular function: ubiquitin binding.